GCGCUGUCGCCGCAGGAUGUCAGCCCGCUGCGGGCGCUGCUGACCCAGAGCAGCCUCCGCGCCAGCGGCCUCCGGGCCUGGGGGUCCGAGGUGGCGGGCGGCGAGGAGAGCCUGCAGGGCCCGGAGGGCAGCGCCGCGACGUUCCUGCUCGUCUGCGACAGGACCCGCGCCGCCCUCUUCCGCGAGCGGAACUCCGCGCCAGGCGCGCUGCUGGGCGGUCCGGUCUACAGCGAGUGCGCCGCCGCGUUGGCUUCUCUCAGGGUCGGCGGCGACGUCGUGAGCGUGCUCAGCGACUGCACCGCGCUGACGGAUGCGCUGGUCCAGAGAAGCAGCGGAGGCGCGCGGGGCGCGGGGCUAUGCAAGGACCUGGUGGCCGACCUGCAGCCCCCGGCGCCCGUGCCAGAAGCGAGCGCGCCGUCAGGAGGCGUGCCCGCCGGCGCAGCGCAGGCCAUGGAGGAGGUCUGCGUGGAGACUUUGCAGAUUGUGGAGACGGGGGUGAGCUGCUUGAGCUUCCAGGACUGUAUGGGUGGCCGCUCCGUGGCCGCCGGUGGCCGAUGCCGUGGCCGCUCCGUGGCCGCCCCGAGGCCGCCCGUGGCCGCCCGGGCUCGGCCUGCGCCGCGCAUCUCUCGCCGCGCAGCUUGCGCAGCACCGCGCGCACCACGCCGACUGCAGCAGGGAGCUCGCACAGCACAGCUUGAACGGUUCAGGAGGAG
This is a messenger RNA of Prorocentrum cordatum, 713 nucleotides long. The record is from the annotation of a GenBank genome assembly. Lineage: Eukaryota; Dinophyceae; Prorocentrales; Prorocentraceae.